AAAUUCAUGUUAUAUUUCAUGCCCAAAUUUAACAUGCAUCUGUGGUGUUUGUGUGCAUGUGGUUUUAUCCACUGCCUUUGUCGCAUUGUAUUUUCAGCCUAUGGUGUGGUGUUCCAAGAUGCCCCUUUUGGCUUUUUUUAUUUUUAAUUGGUCUCUUGGGACAGCUUUCUGCUGCCCCCUGGCCCCUGAUCUACCUGCUUUCCCAGCAGGCAGCGCAGCCAAUCCAAUCUUCUCACACCUGCCUGAAACAGCUCCUGAUGGUCCUGUUUACAGGUGUGCUGAGGCUUCGCUUGGGACCGAGAAUCACACCGGGCAACAUUUAGGGAGUUCGAUGUUUAAAGUUAACGGCACACCAGUUGAACGACUACAGAGGAGCGGGAACACUGUUUUAGCGUAUUAUCACAAUAAUGGUGUGGACGUGAAGAUUUUUGGAGUCAAAGAAGGGGUUGGACAGAGAAUAGUACUGUUUAUUCAAGUGCCAUAAUGCACAUUAAGUUGUCAUUUUAAAGGGGAUAUUGUUCAGGGAACCAAAAGAAGUGCAUUCUUUCAGGAUAUCAACACGUCAGGUAAGAUCAUUUUAUGCUCAUGGGUCAAGCCAAUUCACUGAAUAGUUAUGUUAAGAGCAAUGUAUUUGUUUGCCAAGAUGAUCUAAAUCUGUUCUAAUUCCACAUUGUCUACUUGCAUCUAUUGUAAAUGUUUGUAAAAAGGUGCAUUUUAGGAUUGGAGAUGGAAGUAUCAACUGCAAGGAUAGUGUUAGAAAUAAACAUUAAUGAAGUAGUGUAAUGAAUAAGCAAGAACUCUAAAAAGGUCAUUGUUAUUUGAUGUGAUCCAUAUCCAUCCUUUUCCCCUCUGUCACAAGGGCAAUCAUGAUGUCACCAGAGGACAGCAGCACCCUGGAGGGCUUAUUGUAUGGCAGCCUCCAUGGUGACGAGGGGGAGGAGUCAGUGAACCAGGGGAGCAGACAAUUAGGAGAGGAUCAUUCAAAAGCCAGUUCUCCAGCUACAGGCUUAGUAGAGGAGCCGUUGGUGUGUGCCGGCUGCGAGGGACGUGUUUGCGACCGCUUUGUUCUAUUGGCUGCAGGGCGGGCGUGGCACGAGGCGUGUCUCCGCUGUAGCCAAUGCCAGUGUGAGCUCCAGACGCACCUCACACUCUACUGCCGUGACGGCAGCAUCUACUGUCAGCAGGACUACUGCAGGUUAUUCAGUGUGGGACGAUGUGCCCGCUGCUCCCAGCCAAUCCCGUCGUCAGCAAUGGUCAUGAGGUCUGGUGAUCUGACGUUUCACCCUGAAUGCUUUUCCUGCCAGGAGUGUGAUGUCACUUUGAUGCCUGGAAACCUAUACAGUCAACACGGGCAGAGCCUGUACUGUCAAUCACAUUACCAUGAUGACAGCAGUGCGCCACCCUCUCACAAGCUCCACCUCAAGCAGAGAGAAGGAGAAGGGGAGGAGUCUGUCAGCAGCCCUGAGCCACGACUGGAGGAUGGUGUUACAGGUGGCCGGGCCCGCAGGCGGACUAAGCGAAUAAGAACAUGUUUCCGCAGCGAACAGUUGAGAGCCAUGGAGUCCUAUUUUGCCCUGAAACACAACCCUGAUGGCAAGGAUUGGAGCUGUCUGUCUCACAGGACCGGUCUGCCCAAGAGAGUGCUUCAGGUGUGGUUCCAGAAUGCAAGGGCCAAGCUGAGGCGUUCCCUCUCAGCCGACGAGUCGCAGAGCAACUCACCCGCCCCGCAGAGGUUUGACACCAUGGCUACAGCCUCCCCGUCCCUAGUGACCUCCCACCAGUCCUUCCAGACAAGCACCAUCGACCAACUGGAGCUCUCGCUGCUCAUUGCCCCUCUCAGUGACCCGCCCCAAAGCCCCGCCGACCAAUCAACAGGCUUUAAAGACUCGUUCUUCCUGGACUACAAUCCCCAGGGUGCACCAAGGCUCUCCCCUUUGAUGAUCUAUGAUUUUGGGGAGUCUGGAUUGGGGAGAGAAGGAGAUUCUGACACUGUACUUCAACCAUAUUAUUGACCAUGUUUACAUUAUUCUGGUGAGCACUACGCUAUUUAGUCUUCCAGGACAACAAGUUAUGACAGAAGAGAAGCUACAAGUGUCUAACUAUAAUUGACAAACAAAUGGCCUACCAAAUGUCAAAAAUUGUAAUAUGGCCUGCAGAAAUGUAUCUAAAUUAUGGGGGAAAGUAGCCUAAGCCAGUAGGCUAUGCAGUCCGGUACAGAGUAUCAGCAAAACAAAUUACUAUGGAAUUAUGAUGGAUCGAACUGCACAGGUAGCCAAUUUUUUUCAAGUGAGUUUGACAAUCAGAUAAAAACAUCACCCAUGCUAUGCGAAACUGAGCCUGCGCAGACCGCGAAAAACAACAGUAAACUGAAUUUGAUGUUUACAUGCUACAGUAUCCGUCAAAGAUCAGCAUGUCCCAGCCUUCUUAUCCGGGUGUCUCAUAACCGGGAUACAAACUUUUUCGGGUUAUUGUAAUCUGGAUAGGAUGUUUAUAUGGAGCAACUCAAAAACAGAAUACUUGAGUAUCCUGAAUAAUAAGUGGAUAUUGGUGUGCAUGUAAACGUGGUCAAUGUUAGGCAUGUUGACGGUACAGCUCCGUGAACUGAUAGAAUUUUAGUUAUAAUAAUGCUAUGGUAAAUUAAGCAUUUUAUGGUUAUUCCUUGUUUUGUUCCACAGUUUGUCAUGGCUGUUAUGAUAUCAAUAUGCGCAAGUAGUUUAGAGAUGUAUAGAUGCUUGUUUGUUAUGAUAUUGUACACACUGAGUGUCAGGGAAUGUGUGUAAGAUCAUGUAUCUGAAUCCCACCACAAAUAUGACUACGAGCUCUUUGUACUUUAAUAAAUGGGCUGUAUUAACUGAU
Molecule: messenger RNA, 2856 nt
Organism: Oncorhynchus masou masou (cherry salmon)
Lineage: Eukaryota; Metazoa; Chordata; Actinopteri; Salmoniformes; Salmonidae
Product: LIM/homeobox protein Lhx9-like
Exons: 6
Coding region: 867-2012 (381 amino acids)
Biological process (GO): regulation of transcription by RNA polymerase II; neuron differentiation
Cellular component (GO): nucleus
Molecular function (GO): DNA-binding transcription factor activity, RNA polymerase II-specific; RNA polymerase II transcription regulatory region sequence-specific DNA binding
Source: RefSeq, a predicted model, not a curated record